CACUGGGCGGGGACAUUACACAAGCACGCGUGAUUGUCGGCUGUCGUGAAACGAGUAGAACGAUUUCCUAUUGGUCGGAGACCAUAGAGGGGAAGUAUUAGCGUGCAUCCUACAAGUGUAAAGUGUCCUUGACAGUGAAGAGUAACAUGGAGCCUCCUGUGAUCGAUGGCUUCACCCCCAGUGCCCGCAUGCAGAAGGAGGGCUUCAGGGGAAAGUUCGUAAGGAAAGUGAAGGAGAAUCCCUUUGUACCGAUCGGGUGCCUCGCCACUGCCGGUGCUUUGACAUAUGGGCUUAUUGCUUUCAAGCAGGGGAAAACCCGCCAGUCCCAGCUUUUGAUGCGCACACGUAUUGCUGCACAAGGAUUCACAGUCGCAGCCAUUAUGUUUGGCGUCUUUAUGGCUGCUGGAAAAAAAAAUCCCACCUCAUCCUAAUUGAAGGCCUGAUUAUGUUGGUUAAAAGAAAUAAUACUAUGGCUCAUCCCAAGUGAUGGAGGAUCUUUUUUUAUGGGGGCAAGCUGAAGCCUAUGGAAAGAGUUGGACUCUUUUUAUUAUCGGAUUAUGGGAUAAAUGUUUAUGAUCAUAAUAAAUAUCUACACUAAGUAUACCUGAAUCUUCAUUGUAAUGGCGACAUGUUUUGAUGGCGGAUAUUAUACAGCUACUAAAGCCAACCUACGUAUUUAGGUGUGUGGGAAUCCUGCAUUCAGGGCUUUCUAGGUCACAAGGGUAUAACAAGGACUUGGGUGCUUCCAAAGUGGAGCCUAUCAUGGUGCAAUGUAUCCCUAAGUGAUACCUUUUGAAUUGGUUUACGGGUUGUUUUCUCCUGGAGGGAAUUUUGAAUUCUUACAUCACUGGUUUUGCUGUUUAGUAAGCAUAUAUUGUAACUAUUUUUUUUUGUAAAUAAAACUCAAAACCGAC
Rana temporaria (common frog) is the source of this 914-nucleotide messenger RNA. RefSeq names its product HIG1 hypoxia inducible domain family member 2A (gene HIGD2A). The record is from RefSeq and is a predicted model, not a curated record. The transcript is spliced from 2 exons. Gene Ontology annotation, biological process: mitochondrial respirasome assembly. Gene Ontology annotation, cellular component: mitochondrion. The coding region runs from base 147 to 431 and encodes 94 amino acids. NCBI's taxonomy places the organism in Eukaryota, Metazoa, Chordata, Amphibia, Anura, Ranidae.